AUGGGCGGCGGCUGCUCGCAGAAGCUGGCAACUGCUACCAUUCUCCGUUUCCUCCUGCUGGUCCUGAUACCAUGUAUCUGUGCGCUAAUUGUCCUGCUGGUGAUCCUGCUUUCCUUUGUGGGAACAUUAAGGAAGGCCUAUUUUAAAUCAAACGGAAGCGAACCAUUAGUCACUGAUGGUGAAAUCCAAGUGUCUGAUGUUAUUCUUCAAAAUACACUUUAUAACCAGAGCUCUGUACCUUCCACUGCACACCCCAACCAACACAUUCCAGCCUGGACUACUGAUGCUUCUCCCCCAGGAGGCCUGAACCCCGGGAACACAAGUACCUGCAUGAAUAUAACACACAGCCAAUGUCAGAUGCUGCCUUACAACACCACACUAACAUCUGUCUUAUCAACUGUCAAAAACCUGGAAAUGGAGAAGUUCCUCAAGUUCUUCAUGUACCUCCAUCGCCUCGGUUGCUAUCAACAUAUCUUGCUUUUUGGCUGUAGCCUGGCCUUCCCUGAGUGCAUCAGCGAUGGUGAUGAAAGUCAUGGACUCCUGCCCUGCAGGUCCUUCUGCGAGGCUGCGAAAGAGGGCUGUGAAUCAGUCCUGGGGAUGGUGAACUCCUCCUGGCCAGAUUUCUUCAAAUGCUCCCAGUUUAGAAAUGAAACGGAAAGCAGCAACGUCAGCAGAAUUUGCUUUUCACCACAACAGGAAAAAGGAAAACAACCGCUGUGCGGAGGGGGUGAGAGCUUCCUGUGUACCAGCGGGUUCUGUGUCCCCAGAAGCCUGCAGUGUAACGGUUACAACGACUGCGACGACUGGAGUGAUGAGUCUCACUGCAAUUGCAGUGAGAAUCUGUUUCAUUGUCACACUGGCAAGUGCCUUAAUUAUAGCUUUGUGUGUGAUGGAUAUGACGAUUGUGGGGACCUGAGUGAUGAACAAAACUGUGAUUGCAAUCCCACCAGGGAACAUCGCUGUGGGGAUGGACGCUGCAUCCCGACAGAGUGGGUCUGCGACGGCGACCAGGACUGUGUGGACAAGUCUGACGAGGCCAAUUGCUCCUGUCUCAGCCAGGGUCUGGUGGAAUGCAGAAAUGGGCAGUGUGUCCCCAGCACCUUCUGGUGUGACGGACUUGAGGACUGUAAGGAUGGAAGUGAUGAAGAGAACUGCAGUAACAGUCAGACUCUAUGCCAAGGAGACCAAAGAUGCCUCUACAAUUCCUGCCUUGACUCAUGUGGUGGUAGCUCUCCCUGUGAGCCCAACAAUGGUCGGAAUAACUGUAGUCAGUGUGAACCGAUUACGCUGGAACUCUGUAUGAAUUUACCUUACAACUAUACAAAUUAUCCCAAUUACCUUGGCCACAGGAGUCAAAAGGAAGCAUCUAUCAGUUGGGAGUUUUCUCUUUUCCCUGCACUUGUUCAAACCAACUGUUACAAAUACCUCAUGUUUUUUGCUUGUACCAUACUGGUCCCAAAGUGUGAUGUGAAUACAAGCCAACGCAUCCCACCUUGCAGAGUGCUGUGUGAACACUCCAAAGAGCACUGUGAGUCUGUUCUUGGGCUCGUAGGUCUACAGUGGCCUGAAGACACAAAUUGUAAUCAAUUUCCAGAAGAAAACUCCGAUAAUCAAACCUGCCUAAUGCCUAAUGAAGAUGUGGAAGAAUGCUCACCUAGUCACUUCAAGUGUGGCUCAGGGCGGUGCAUUUUGGCUUCCAGAAGAUGUGAUGGCCAGGCUGAUUGUGACGAUGACAGUGACGAAGACAACUGUGGCUGCAAAGAGAGAGAUCUUUGGGAAUGUCCAUCUAAUAAACAGUGCCUGAAGCAUACACUCAUCUGUGAUGGAGUCCCAGACUGCCCAGAUGACUUGGAUGAAAAAAACUGCUCUUUUUGCCGGGAUGAUGAAAUAGAAUGUGCGAACCACGAGUGUGUGUCACGGGAUCAGUGGUGUGACGGCCACGCCAACUGCUUGGACAGUUCAGAUGAGUGGGACUGUGUGACCCUCUCUAAAGAUGUGAACUCCUCUUCAUUCCUGACCGCUCACAGAUCUGCCAGGGAAUACCACGUGUGUGCAGAUGGCUGGCAGGAGACAUUGAGUCAGCUGGCCUGCAAGCAGAUGGGUUUAGGGGAGCCAUCUGUGACCAAACUGGCACAGGAACAGAUGCAAGACAUGCAGUGGCUGACAUUACACCCCAACUGGGAGAGCCUCAACGGGUCCACUUUGCACGAACUGCUGGUAAAAGGGCAGGCUUGUCAAAGCAGAAGUAAGAUUUCUCUUCUGUGCACUACACAAGACUGUGGGCGCCGGCCUGCUGCCCGAAUGAACAAGAGGAUCCUUGGGGGUCGGACCAGUCGCCCUGGAAGGUGGCCAUGGCAGUGUUCCCUGCAGAGUGAGCCCAGUGGACACAUUUGCGGCUGCGUUCUCAUUGCCAGGAAGUGGGUUCUGACAGUUGCACACUGCUUCGAGGGGAGAGAGGAGGCAGCCGCGUGGACCGUGGUGUUCGGCAUCAACAAUCUAGAUCACCCGUCCACGUUCACGCAGACGAGGCUGGUGAAGACCAUCAUCCUGCACCCUCGCUACAGCCACGCUGUGGUAGACUACGACAUCAGCAUCGUGGAGCUCAGUGAGGACAUCCAGGAAACCAGCUACGUCAGGCCCGUCUGCUUACCCAGCCCGGAGCAGUCACUAAAGCCUGACUCAUACUGUUCUAUCACAGGCUGGGGGCACAUGGGUAACAAAAUGCCUUUUAAGCUGCAAGAGGGAGAAGUCCGCAUUAUGUCCCUGGAGCAGUGCCAGUCCUACUUCGACAUGAAGACCAUCACCACCCGCAUGAUAUGUGCUGGCUACGAGGCUGGCACCGUCGAUUCGUGCAUGGGUGACAGCGGUGGGCCUCUUGUUUGUGAGCAGUCUCAAGGACAGUGGACAUUAUUUGGUUUAACUUCAUGGGGCUCGAUCUGCUUUUCCAAAGUUCUGGGACCUGGAGUUUAUAGCAACGUGUCAUAUUUCGUCGAAUGGAUUAAAAGACAAAUAUACAUCCAUACCUUUCUCCUGAACUAA
Molecule: messenger RNA, 3039 nt
Organism: Condylura cristata (star-nosed mole)
Lineage: Eukaryota; Metazoa; Chordata; Mammalia; Eulipotyphla; Talpidae
Gene: CORIN
Product: corin, serine peptidase
Exons: 21
Coding region: 1-3039 (1012 amino acids)
Biological process (GO): peptide hormone processing; acrosome reaction; regulation of blood pressure
Cellular component (GO): membrane
Molecular function (GO): serine-type endopeptidase activity; protein binding
Source: RefSeq, a predicted model, not a curated record